GAUAUAGGAAUUGAUGUCGAGUGGCCGCCAGGCGGCUGUAUUGCUUUUGCAUUCACUCGUCCUCCUUACCGUUUCUUCAGACCAAUAUGAGAUCGCCAACAAAAUCCUGGACAAGUACAAUGCCGGAUUGAUACCAUCAAUGGGAAAGAAAUCUCCGAUUGAAGUGCAUUUCUCGAUGGAAUUGUAUCAGAUCAUUUCGGUGAACGAACCCCAACAAUUCCUAAUGUUAAAUGCCUGGGUUGUUGAGCGCUGGACAGAUCGUCUACUAGGCUGGGACCCCGAAAAGUUUGGAAACGUCACUGAAAUCAUGCUACCCCAUCACUUCAUAUGGUUACCAGACACUACCCUUUACAACUCAUUAGUGAUGAAAGACGAUGAGAAUCGAAGGUUGUUGCAUGCAAAAGUUACCACGCUGGGUGAAGGAAAUGGAGCAUUUAUUGAGUUACUGUACCCGACAAUUUACAAACUGUCAUGCUUGUUGAAUUUGAGAUUUUUUCCGUUUGAUGUUCAGUCUUGCCGCCUUCUCUUUGGUAGUUGGACCUUCGACAACACCAAAAUCGACUAUUUCGCAUUUAACGAAAGCCAAGCAAUCGGGACCACAAACUGCAUUGAAAACGAGGGAUGGAACGUCUUAUCGACAAGUGUGAUCCGUCACGAAAACAAGUACGAUUGUUGUCCCAACAAUUACACCCUUCUGGAAUUUCGUUUGACAAUUCAACGAAAACCACUAUAUUACAUUAUCAAUUUGAUCAUUCCCACAUCUAUUAUCACUUUUAUAUCGAUUAUUGGAUUUUUCAGCACGUCCUCAAUAAACGAACCACGUGAGGAGAAGAUCACAUUAGGCAUCACAACACUCCUCUCAAUGUCUAUUUUAAUCUUCAUGGUGUCUGACAAAAUGCCAUCCACGUCAUCUUUCAUUCCACUCAUCGGACUGUUCUACACUUCGAUGAUCCUUUUAAUCUCGUUUUCGACUAUUUGCUCAUCGGUGGUGAUCUAUGUUCAAAAGCAGGGUAACCUGGGCAAUCCACCAUCGAAAAACUUUAUGAACAUUGCGAGAGCCGUGAAUCGAUUCAUUCGGAUGGAAAUGCCACUGAUCAUGAAGCAGGCUUAUGCGCAAAAGGCUCGAGAGGAGAAGCUCAGGAGGCAGCAGAUGGGAAGGAAGCAGAGCUUAUGGACUAGGGUGUAUAAACUUGCAAGAGAGCAGGCCUUGAGGAAGGACGUUCAGACAUCGCAGAACUCGUCGAAAUUCAACGAAGUUCUGACGCCGGAAAAAUUGAUCGACAAUGGUGGCAAAAGAUGCACGAUAAAUAAGGAUGUCACUUGCAUAAGCGACUCCGGGAUCGUCGCGAUGGGAGUUCCGACGUUGGCUUCUGAGGAUGAUGAUCAGGAUGUGUCUCUGUUGGAGCUGGAGACGACGCCCACGCCCGCAAUGCAGAGACCCACUCGGUUGCAUAAAGCUUCCACUUGCGGAAGCUUCGAUAGUAUGAUGUUCAGGCAGAUUGAAGUGCCAGUAUCCCCCCGAACCGCCCGAAAUUUGGCUGAAAUCGAGUACGACUGGCUCGCCGCACUGCUCGAGCGAAUAUUUCUCAUCACCUUCUUGUUCAUUUUCGUUUUGACCUCUAUUGGAAUUAAUCUGAUUGGUUUUUUCUACUGGUGGAUGGCUCCGGAUACAGUAAGAGUAUAGUCUACGGAGCGGUGUCAUCCAAAAGACCUUUUUCUUGAAUCCACUACAGAUCAUAUUGAUCAUAUUAUAUGUAUUGCUGGUUUGGAUUUUUUGUGGUUACAAAAAUUUAUAAUAAACCAUGAAUCAUUAAAAAAUGAAGGAUAGAAAAUGAAACUGA
Caenorhabditis elegans is the source of this 1841-nucleotide messenger RNA. RefSeq names its product AcetylCholine Receptor (gene acr-20). Gene Ontology annotation, cellular component: membrane; plasma membrane; synapse. Gene Ontology annotation, molecular function: transmembrane signaling receptor activity; monoatomic ion channel activity; extracellular ligand-gated monoatomic ion channel activity. Lineage: Eukaryota; Metazoa; Nematoda; Chromadorea; Rhabditida; Rhabditidae. Gene Ontology annotation, biological process: monoatomic ion transmembrane transport; monoatomic ion transport. The transcript has 9 exons. The record is from RefSeq and is marked reviewed. Bases 140 to 1684 code for a protein of 514 amino acids.